CACUCGCUCUGUCCCACUAUGUGCAUGACGGGCAUAUACACACACUGACUAGCCACAUGCAAGCACGACUGAGAACUGACUCUUUCCUUGCUUGCCGUAGCUCCGUAGUUGGGGGUGCAGCCAGUCGUGCAAGGAGGGUGGCCAUUUUUACUCUCUCCCAAAAUUAACUCAAAGUGGGUGGUUUUCAACGGUAACGUUUUUUUCAAAAUCAAUUUCGUGCUAGGAUCGUGUCGUAGUGUAGCUUAUCCUGUGCACAAAUAACACUAUUGAUGAUAACAUCUGUAUAUUAGUGCGUAAGUGGGUGGCUUUAACAUAGUAAAGUUGGUGGGGCUUCUAGUUCUCACAGAAAUUAAUUUCCCAUUCGAAAAUAUUAAAUUAUACGGUGGAUAUCAAAGCUGAUUAACUCGGGUUCCUAUUUAGACACACGACGUGUUAAUUGUAGACCUGGGUGGGUGACAUCAUAACAUGUCCUGCAGACCUCCUCAAUUAUAUCCCAAUCCGAGAGGAAGGCCAAAUGCUCAAAGGUCAAUGACGAAUAAUUUACAAUUACUGAGGGCGCAACUCCUCGCGGCACAAAAGACGGUGGAUACAAUUUGCAAGCAGUGGGUCGUUGCAAGUCCUAGUGAAGCAGACAAUGCAGACACGGAGCUUGAAGUUUUGAUAUCAGCGCUUAAAACAGCGGCCGCAGCAACGGAUGAGUUAGACUCGAAAUUUAGUGCAAAAGAGGCUGAAAUUGAGCAAGAAGCUAUCAUUUUUAAACACGAAUAUAUGCAUGAAGAGUUAGAGGAGGAGGAGGACCAUGGAAUGACAAGCCAUGAACAGGAAAUUGAGCAUCAAGAAGAGGACGAAGUAGAAGAAGAAGAAGAAGACGAAACCCAAGGCGAAAACGAAGAAGUUGGGAGUAGAGAAGAAGGUCAAAGGGACGAAUAUCAGGAAGAAGAAGAGGGUGAAGGGACUGGAGAAGUUGGCGGAGUAGUAGAAGAAGAAGACGAAGACAGUAUUGACGCAAUGCCUUUAGACGUUCCAGAUUUCUCAUUGAUAUCUUCCAUCUUAGCCGAUGGUUCAGACAGUAAUGGAAGCAAAUCUUCAAGAAAUCCUGGUUCUGUUGUUCCUAUGAGAAAUCUAAACAAUAGAAGACUUCCUAAUAGAAGAUUCUUGACGAACCCCUCCAUAAUAAAAACAGAGUACGACGGGGGUGGUGGUGAUGACGAUGAACAUCAAGGUGUGGGCCAAGGCUCAGUAUCUCAUAGUUCUGGACCAAUGCGAAAAAUGCCCAGACUAUUAGACCCUCAAGGACGAGUAUACGUACCUCCAAUGAUUAAGACUGAGCCUAUUCACAGUGGACAAUAUGACCACCAAGAUGACGAAGGUCUUGAACACGAUAUAUACGGGACAGACAUAGGAGAUAUCAAAGAUAUUCUGAUGGCAGGCCAGAAACCAGGCCCAAAAAUGUACCGGUGUGACUACAUUGGAUGUGAUAAAAGCUACAUUAAAAGCUCACAUCUUGUUGCUCAUAAAAGAACACAUACAGGAGAAAAACCUUAUCCGUGUACUUGGGGGGGCUGCACGUGGAAGUUUGAGAGGAAAGAUAAGCUCACUCGUCAUUUACGGACACACACUGGAGAAAAACCCUUCACUUGCCAGUACUGCCCAAGCGCUUUUUAUCGAUCCGACCAUCUAACAAAACACGUAAAGCGUCUUCACGAAAUGCAACCUCAAAAAGCUCAAAUGGUUUAUUACGUGAAUUCGAUGACCUAAAAAAUCUUUCUUAUUAUCAAUGAUAUGUCGUGUUUAGGUUUACUUUUGUUGAGUUUGUCCUUUAUUUAAUGAUCCAAAUGUAGUCAUAUUUUAAUACUGUGUAAACCAUUUUUUUCAUUAUAUCAGUUACAUCACAACAUAUUUAAUUGUUCGAUCUCCUCAAGAGUUACAGAGAUAUUUACUAUAAAAAGUAAAACAUUAAAACUCUUUGUAAUCUUAAACUUUAUUAUUAACACAUCGCACUCCGAUAUCGUCGCCGUGUAUGUAGAAUUAUAUUUGUAAUUCCUAUAAUGAUUGUACAAGUUUUAUUAAUUGUCAAGGAUGACUGCGAAGUUGUUGAAUUACUAAUUGUUGUUAAUUUUAUUGUACCGUCAGAUAUCACGAUUGCAUGACAUUUAGUAUCUAAAAAUAAUAUAUCAUUCUUAUAAAACUUUCAGGUUCUGAAAACCUUUUAGCCCCGUUUUCACUGCAAUUUUUCAUUUUUCGAUUUUUUAACAAUUACGGAAAAUAAUUUUCUAAACCAAAUCAUGGUUCGAUAUCAAAUUCCGUGCAUAAUGGAAUAUAUAAAUUUGUGUAUAACAAACUUGGGAGCAACUUGCUUUUCCCGAACUUGUGACACUGAAAAUUAAAAAAAUUAAUAUUUUAAUUCCAAAUCUAUCAUUUUGUGCACCCGUUAUACAUGCGUCAGAUACUAAAUGUCAAGCAAUCAUGGUCAGAUAUUUAUAAUACGAAUAUUAGAUUUAUAAAUAACAGUUUACAGCAUAUUUAGAUACACAAUAAAUACUUAACCUGUGUAGUAAGAAAUAAUAUUUCUGGAUUAUUACA
Molecule: messenger RNA, 2583 nt
Organism: Folsomia candida
Lineage: Eukaryota; Metazoa; Arthropoda; Collembola; Entomobryomorpha; Isotomidae
Product: zinc finger protein 143
Exons: 8
Coding region: 466-1758 (430 amino acids)
Biological process (GO): regulation of transcription by RNA polymerase II
Molecular function (GO): RNA polymerase II cis-regulatory region sequence-specific DNA binding; DNA-binding transcription factor activity, RNA polymerase II-specific
Source: RefSeq, a predicted model, not a curated record